Molecule: messenger RNA, 519 nt
Organism: Eremothecium cymbalariae DBVPG#7215
Lineage: Eukaryota; Fungi; Ascomycota; Saccharomycetes; Saccharomycetales; Saccharomycetaceae
Gene: TAH1
Product: Tah1p
Exons: 1
Coding region: 1-519 (172 amino acids)
Biological process (GO): post-translational protein targeting to endoplasmic reticulum membrane
Cellular component (GO): membrane; TRC complex
Molecular function (GO): protein binding; molecular adaptor activity
Source: RefSeq, a predicted model, not a curated record
AUGCUUUUGAAGUCCAAAUUGAAAAAAAAAAUAGUGAAACUAUUUAUCAAGUACUCAUACAUCUAUGAAUACGAUGCUAAAGUAGGCAGACGGAUUGUAUUAGAAUCAAUGAAUGAAACAGCAGAAGAUUUAAAGGUUAAAGGGAAUACCUUCUUUAAGAAUGGAGAUUAUGAAACUGCUAUCUUAUACUAUGAAAAAGCAUGUGCUUUAGAUUCAUCAAACCCUAUCUAUUUCUCUAACAUGGCAACAGCACUGAUUAAGUUGGAAAGAUGGCAAGAAGCAGUAAAUGCGUGUGAUAAAGGAUUAAAUAAGGUAAGUUUUAAGACAGGUAUGGAUAGUAAAACGAAACAAAAGUUGGAAUGGAGGCGGAUUACUGCAUUAAAACAUCUAGUGCCACCUUCACGGGAACAAGAGACAACCGGAAAGACGAGGGGUUUAAAUACAGGAAAUGAUUCAAAUCGAAUAAAGGUUCACAUUUGUGACGUGGACAGCCUUCCUAUAGAAUUCAGAGAUCUUUAA